GGGCAGGUGCUCAAGCACCCUCUGCACGUGCCUGAUUACACCUACUGUCCGUUACUUAAUUGAAUUGUCACAUGAAAAUUUAAUGGCAAAUUACUGCUCCUUCUCACUCGUGAACCAGAAAACAUCGUCACUAGUGCCCUUGUCUGGUUUUGACAAGACUGAAAUGUGGCCCUUCCCUUGUUCUGUUUGAGUGGAUGAUAAAUCAAAGCCUCUCGUUUAACAUUCUGCAGCUCUUAAAAACUCCGACUGCCCCGUGACGGUUCCGUUACCACAGCAACUACAGCAUCCCAGGUGCAAUCCUUCUGCUGAAACUCAGAGCACCUGUACCAAACAUUAGUUUGCAGUUUCACAAUUCCCUCACGACACACAUCAACCAUGAACGAAGUGGGCAUCUGAGAGUUGCACAGCAUUCUGUCCGAUUUCAUAGGAGUCUGUUUAUUCAAUUAUAAAGCCUACAAUAAUUUACAAUAAGCAUUAUUUAGAUAGGAUGAACAAUUAAUUGAAUUAAUAAUAUAGUACUGCAGGAUCUUGCAGGAAUUUAAUGACUUCUUAUUGAGUUGCUGGUAUUGUAUUUUUCUUUGUAAUACACAAGAUCACGUAUGACUGGAAGGGACACAUGAGAUUUAUAAAAUAAGUCACAAAAUAUAUAGGGAAGACCAGGGUUAGUUUUCACACUUAUAUACUCUAUACUGUUUUAUGUAACUCGACACAUAGGCUAAAAAUCUUGGGCUGGAAGGCGAUAAGCUGAAUAUGAAUACAAAAUAAUAAUAAAUGCACCGACAUCACAAAUCAGAAAAUUUAAUUAAAGUCUCAUUAAGGGUUCACAUUGGUCGUGACGUAAGCAACCCACAAACUCACGAGCUCAGACCCUGCGUGUCCCACCGCGAGCUCAAAACAGACGCAGCGCGCGCUCUGAGCUGCAGCACGAGAAACAGAGCUCCUCUCUGCUGCUUAAGACUGCAAAGACAAGAGCCGUUCCGGAUAACAACAAGAGCAGAAAACAUCAGUGUGCAUCAUGAAGUUUGCGGCUUUAAUCUGCUUGGUUGUUUUCUUCGCUGCAGAUGGAGAGUCCAUGCCAGUCGAGCAGGACAGCCAAAGAGAGGACCUGCUUACCCAGUGUUUAGUUCACAUCCUUUCAAAGGCACUGUAUAAGACCAAUGAUACUCCGCUGCAUCCAGAAUGCAAAAACAUCCUUACACCAGGAUCAGGUCAUUCAUCAGUUGUGAAAAAGGAGGAAGACACUCUAGAACCAGUUCAAGAGGAGAUUAAAAAGCCAAGAGGAGAGUCUAAAGUCAAGGAGGAACUCAUUGAGGAUCUUCUCAAAGCUAACAAACGGGAGGAGCUGGAUGACGAACGGAGCCAGGAAGAGUUCCCAAAUUUUUUUAAAAGAACAAUCAAAGACAGGCGUGAGGAAAUGGAUGACGAACGUAGCCAGGAAGAGUUCUCAAGUUUUAUGAAACGAAGAAUCUAUGAAAAACGUGAUGAACUGGAUGAUGAACGAAGCCAGGAAGAGUUCCCAAGUUUUAUGAAAAGAAGAAUCAAAGAAAAACGUGAUGAACUGGAUGAUGAACGAAGCCAGGAAGCGUUCCCAAGUUUUAUGAAACGAAGAAUCCACGAAAAACGUGAUGAACUGAAUGAUGAACGAAGCCAGGAAGAGUUCCCAAGUUUUAUGAAAAGAAGAAUCAAAGAAAAACGCAACGAACUGGAUGAUGAACGAAGCCAGGAAGAGUUCCCAAGUUUUAUGAAAAGAAGAAUCAAAGAAAAACGCAACGAACUGGAUGAUGAACGAAGCCAGGAAGAGUUCCCAAGUUUUAUGAAAAGAAGAAUCAAAGAAAAACGUGAUGAACUGGAUCAUGAACGGAGCCAGGAAGAGUUCCCAAGUUUCUAUAAAAGAGGCAACAAGCAUAAAAGGGAAGAUCCCGACGAUGAGAGAAGCCAAGAGGAAUUUCCCCAGAAAAGACAUUUUUCUGUCCUUUACAAGCGUGAUAAUCCCGAUGAGGAGCGCAGCCAGGAGGAAUUCCCUCUAUAUGAAUAUAAAAGGAGUCGUCUUCUGACCAGCAGAGAAAAACGUGAAGAGCCGGACUAUGAUAGAAGCCAAGAAUUUUUCCCAAGUUACACCCACAAAAGAAACCAUGGGGAUGGAGAAGAAGAGGAUGAGGAGAGUGAGGAAAGAGAGAAGCGGAUCUGGAAACCAUCACAUAGAUACCACCACAAGAAAAAGCACCACAAACGCAGUGAGAAUGAGGAUUUCGAAGAACCAGACUAUGACAGAAGUCAAGAAGACUUCCCAAGCUUCAGCCAAAAAAGGAGCCAUGGGGAUGGCAGGCACUACAAACCAAAUGAAGACCUGCUGAACAAGCAUAUUAAUGAGGACUUAAACUCACGGGAAGAGAGGUCUGAAGAAUCAGAAGAGGUAGACGAGGGUACCACAAAGCGAUACUGGAAACCCACCCAUAGAUACCACCAUAAGAAGCACCACAAACGGGACUCAUCUGAAGAGGAUUAUGAGGAAAGACCCCUGAAAAAAAGGUAUGAGGACUCAGAGGAAAGUGAGGAAAUGGAUAAAAGGAUCUGGAAGCCUACACACAGAUAUCACCAUAAGAAGCUUCAUCACAAGCGUGGCGACUCAACAGAGCUCAAGGAUGAAGAUGAACCCAUCUCAGAGAAGACUCACAGUCUCCAUGACUCAACAGACAAUGCCCUCAAGCGCCAUUCACCUGAAGAGGAAGAAGAGAUUGUUUAUGAGCUUAAUGAAAAGAGGCAUCACUUAACCAGCCAAGAGGAGGAAGAUGAGCUGAAGAAAGGACACCAGAGUUCUGCAGAGGAGAAGCAGGACAGGGAGGCUGCGUUGAGGUACCUAACAAAAAAGAAGAAUGAGUUACAGGAACGUCUACUUAACAAAGGUGACAUCUAUGAGAAGCGUUCCCCGUGGAUUUACAGAGGAUACUACCAUCCAGCCUGGUACAAGAGAGGCCAUAAGGUGGAUGAAAGUACUGACCAGCACCCCUACCAUAAACUAGAGGACUUUGCUGAGACUCUCCGGUACAAAAGAGGCCUGCUUACACAGGAGGAGUCACCCGAGGAGGAAAAGGGUGUCCCCCAACAGAAGCUUAUCACACCAGAGGAGUUAAAAGAACUUGAGAAACUGGCCUCUGUGGAUCAACAGAUGAAAGAGACAACUUAACCAUUCCUAGAACCAUCUGAGCCAUCAUUUUCUUGCACUGCCUGAUUUGAUUUUCCAUGAGCUUUGUGUGUGCUUUGGCUGCUUUAGAUGAAUGCAUUACUAUAUGUCGUACCUGAUUACAACUGCAUUAGAAUAUUGUUAUUGGUGUAAGUCCGUGUUUAAUAUUAGAGUCUGAGAAACAAAACGGUCUAUAAAAGGCAAAAUAAGCUUGAUAAUACCAUGUGAAUCAUUUCUCUCUUUAUUACAUCCUAAAAUAUUCUUAAAAAAAAAAAACCUAAAA
This is a messenger RNA of Sinocyclocheilus grahami, 3464 nucleotides long. RefSeq names its product chromogranin B (gene chgb). The coding region runs from base 1016 to 3184 and encodes 722 amino acids. Gene Ontology annotation, cellular component: secretory granule. The record is from RefSeq and is a predicted model, not a curated record. NCBI's taxonomy places the organism in Eukaryota, Metazoa, Chordata, Actinopteri, Cypriniformes, Cyprinidae. The transcript is spliced from 5 exons.